Caenorhabditis sp. 36 PRJEB53466 is the source of this 2974-nucleotide messenger RNA. NCBI's taxonomy places the organism in Eukaryota, Metazoa, Nematoda, Chromadorea, Rhabditida, Rhabditidae. The record is from the annotation of a GenBank genome assembly.
AUGGCCGUCGGUGUCGGUAUGAAAACGGUUGCGAACUUUGAAGAGCAGCUAAAAAAGUGGAACAGGCCGAAUUUCUGGCAACAUUUGCAUCUGGUGAGAUAUUUUUUCGAUCAUUUACGAAUUUCGGCACAAAUUUUGUGGUUUUCGCGUUUUUUGCCGGGUUUUGAGUGUUUAGGUUAAAAAAUUCGUAAAUGUUAUAAGAACACUAGAAUUUAUCGAACUUUGCAGCAAGACCCCGCCAAAUUCGUCUUCGGCAACAAUGUCGGAUUGAUCAUCGACGAUCCGGUUCACAUGGAUAUUGUGAAGGACAUUUCGACAGAAUUUCACCGAAAUUUACUUCGAGAACGUGAUGCGCUCAUGAGGUGAGAGAAAAAUCGUGAGUCUCUGGAAACAUUUCAAACAUUUCAGUCAAAGCCCCGCGCCGUUGGAUGACGUCACCUACCUUGAUAUCUACACCGACCUCAAGAAAGUGUUCAAUCCGACGAAUAAUUUAACUUCUGAUUUGCACUUUUUUCUCGAUUUGCACUUGUUUCAAGAGAUUAUUGGCGGAACGGCAAAGCGCGCCAGCUUGUCGAAGGUCCGCGAGACGAUUUACAGUCGUUUCGUACGACUUUUCUCGAAAUACCGACAAUAUAUCGGCGAGAGAGCGGUCGAAAUGCUCGUGGAACGAUUCGUACAGUUCUUGCGAGAGACUGUCGUUCAAUUGUGGUCGGAAUUUAAUGAAAUUCAUGUUUCACAACUGAAAUUUCGAUUUCCAGGUCGUUGAGAAGGAUGUCGUUGCAAAACGAGUACUUCCCGUCGCCCGACGAAUUCUACCGCGACGCCGUCGCCCGAUCGGUCAGCUUUUUCGGCGUUUUCGAGCUGAUCCGAAGAGUUCAGCGCAACGAGAAUACGGUCAGCAUGGUUAUUGAGGUGAGCAAUUGAAAAUUUCCUGAAAAUUAUGAACAUUUCUUGCAGAUCAGCCGCAUUUCAUCAGCGGAACUGUCGAAUUUGGUCUUCGACCCGCUAUUCUCGCCAAUGUUCCCACCGCAAUUCGUGCGAGCCUUUGGAAAUUGGCUCAAAACAUUCCGAGAACGAAUUCGCCGCUUUUAUGUGUUCAAAUUGGCCGUUUUUUGGUAGAAAUUUAACGGAAACCGAGAAAAUUGCAAAAUUAUGUUUACAGUAAGCUAAAAGUUGGCAAACCGGUGACCCCGAGUCAAGUGGCGCUUUUCUGUCUGGACGCUCUCGCCGAGCUGCUGAACGACGAUCAAUUCAUGCUUUUCGACGAUAGAUGGGCGGAGCAUUUCAAAAAUUUGCUCGUCGAGCUGAACAUAUGCGACCCGGACGAGCAAAUGGAGAAAGAGCUGAAGAUGGACGAGUUUCAGAACGUUCUUAUUCACGGUGAGCCAGUGCCCACAAUUUUCACCUCAAUUUCAUGAAUUUUCUGCAGGAAACUCGCGUCUGUGCUCUCAACUCUCGCACAUUUACACGAAUCCGCACAUUCAGGAGCAAAGAUCCGUUCUCGCACACCUGUUCCGUUUUGUGCUCCGUUUCUCCGCCGAUUUCGUUCGUCACUGCUUUUCGAUGCAAAUUGGCGAACGCGGAAAGCUCUACUUUGUGUACGACGGACAGUUCGAGGAACUCGGAUUUCCGGGCGCGUACGUCGCGAUGGACGGCACCGAAGAAGAUUACGUGCAAAAAUUGCGAAAAGACGAAGAAUCUGCGGUUCGAGUUUGCAUUUUGAGACGGACAUUUUGAAAUUGCUCAACUUACAGAACAUUGAGAGCGGAACGGAACCGCAGACUGUCUAUGGAGCUGAUUCUUCGGUAACUUUUGGGCAAAUAAACGAUAGGAAUCUGAAAAACUUGAUUUUCAGCUGCCAGAAGUGCCACUCGACUCGGAUCCGUUCGACGAUUCCGUUCGCAGCAGUGAAGAGGACUUGGGUUUGUUGACCCCGGAUUCUCUGGAUUCCUCGACGCAUUUCAUCUUCCCGCCGCCGCAUUACUUUUCGCCGAAUCCGUUUGAUCCGUACUCCGCCAGAGUGCGUUUAUAUAUUAUUUUGAAUUUUCCACAUAAGAACUGAAAUUUUCAGAAGCCGUCGACGGAGGCCGUUUUCAACCAAUGUCACACUCAAAUUUCAAACAGACGCCGAAAGGUUUGAGUUCUUCAUGCAAAUGUUAGUAUUUCACGAAAUUUCAGGCUCUGUCACAUCUGUACCCAACUCCGCCCACAUCGCCGGAGCCAUUGGUACCGGUUUUCGUGGAGAAUCUAUCAAAAACUGAUAAAUUUGCAGCAUGUACCAUUGGUUUCAUCGUCAAAUUGCAACAAUUUCACGGCGCCACGCGAAUCUCGUCGUGAUCGACGACAAAAUAAGGUCUAGAAAGUUUUUCAGCGGUUGUUGAAUAUUUUUAUUUUCAGAAACAUCGUCGCAACGUCACUCCAGUCGCCAAUGCAAGAUUUAUGGAGACGGAGGAGGAGGAGAACGAGGAGAACCUUCCGUUCUUUGACAACAACUCGAACCAAAUGGACAAUUUUGCCGGGAACACUCAGGGCUGCCAGAUUCCAUUGUACUUUUUAUGCUUUUCUCACAUUUUUCUAUUUUUCUCUCGAAAAUACCGCUUCUCAGAGAGCUGGCAGAAAAAAUGCCGGUUUUCUACGUUUUUUUUUUUUUGAGAAAUCGCUCGAAUUGCGCCCGCUACUACUUUUUUGUUGAUUUUCAGUCGUAAAAUGCUCAAGAAUGCAUUUGAUCUAUUUUGGUGGUGACCUAAACCUAAAAAGUGUUGACAGUGGAAUUGCAAGAAAACCGUUGAGAAACGAGCAUAUUAUGACUGAAAAUCGCAAUGAAACACAGGCGAAUAUUUCACGAAAUUACUAUCAGAAAUCUAAGCUUCUCGAAAAUGUCUGCAUUUCUUGCAGGUGGAUCAUGUACAAUUACCCGCUCAUCGAAACGUGCAACGCUUCAAACAACGAGAAUCCGCAGGCAAUGGAAAAUUGA